Molecule: messenger RNA, 1352 nt
Organism: Setaria italica (foxtail millet)
Lineage: Eukaryota; Viridiplantae; Streptophyta; Magnoliopsida; Poales; Poaceae
Product: putative GEM-like protein 8
Exons: 3
Coding region: 204-968 (254 amino acids)
Source: RefSeq, a predicted model, not a curated record
CUAUUCCCAAUUCCAAAGUGCUGAAUUGGGUUGGGUGUCCACUGAGGCCUUUGGAUCUUUCUGGGGGGAGAAGAUAGGCACCAACGCUAUAAAAGAAGCUUCCCCCCUUCUCAUUUGGGGCCUGAGCAACCCGCAACCACCGCACGUUAGGUAUCGAGGCAAGAACAGAGCAGCUGCCAAGUCUUCGUUGAAAAGAUUCAGAGAUGGAGGGGUCGACGACUGAAGGUCAUGUGGUUGGGAUCCCGGUGAACAACAGGGUUUACGGAAUCGAGGAGCCGGAUGAGUUCCCCAUCCCGGUGAGCAGCAGGGCUUACGGCAUCGAGGAGCCGGACUUGGCUUACGGCAUCGAGGAGCCGGAGUUCCUUGCGGAAGAGACGCCCGAUCAUGGAGGAUUCCCGAGUUCCUUCCAAUCCAGCUAUGAUGCUAACCGCUCGACGACCGCCGAUCGGCCGACGAGCAAACAUGGCAGGAAGGGAGACAACAUCGCUCAGGGCAUCAAAGAACACGUGACCCUCGGUCCCAAACUUUCCGACACGGUGAAGGGGAAGCUCACGCUGGGCGCGAAAAUCCUCCAGGCCGGCGGCGUGGAGAAGAUGUUCCGGCAGUGGUUCUCCGUGGACAAGAACGAGAAGCUGCUCAGGUCCUCGCAGUGCUACCUCUCGACGACGGCCGGGCCGAUCGCCGGCCUGCUCUUCGUGUCCACGGCGCGGGUGGCCUUCCGCAGCGACCGGUCCCUGGCGGUGUCCUCCCCGCGCGGCGACAGGGCGCGCGUGCCCUACAAGGUGACGAUCCCGCUGCGGAAGAUGAAGGCCGUCCGGCCCAGCGAGAACAAGCACCGGCCGGAGCAGAAGUACGUGCAGCUCGUCACCAACGACGGCUUCGAGUUCUGGUUCAUGGGCUUCGUCAGCUACAACCGGUCGCUGCAGCACCUGGAGCAGGCCGUCGCGUACGCGCAGCAGGCGCAAUGACGGCAGGGGCACGGGCGCUCGACGCACGCGUGGUGGAGCUGCUGCUGCUGCUGCUGCUAGGCUAGGCUGAUGGCUGGUGAGGAGUGGUUUCUUCAUGUGCGCGCCGUGUGUCUUCGUUGUGUAGUUGGGAUAGUUCUGUCUGUGUAUGUGUAGGGAUGCAACAUGUCGUUGUAUAUUUGGGGAUCGGUCGCCUCGUGGAUUAAAAUCGGCUGGCUAGCAAGUUGGUUACAGGCGAUCGAUCAGGGCAUGUGAUCUUUUUGGGGGUUGGGGAAGAGGAAAAAUUCAUGAAUUUGCAACAGAAAUGAUUGUGCGCGGAUGGCAAAAGUGCCAUCAAUAUCCAUUCUUUUCUCAAGAAAAAACAUGUGCUGAAGUGGUAUUGUGCUA